UCACCUGGUGACAUUUAGCUCCUGAUCCUUCUGCAGCUGUCUCUGAAGUGCUGCUUUUUACAAGCUUGUCUCAUCAUCCCUAGCUUGUGCUUAUUAGGCUGAAGUACUGAAUAUUUUGAACUUGCAAACUUAAUCAAUUUUAGAACAAAGUGGGAGGCCAUUAAACAUGACUUUUUCAUAUACUGGAAAAGGAAGCUGUAUAGAGACUGAGUGAAGAAAUUAAUAAGGUACCUUUGCAUUACGCCAGAUUGCACAUUAGUACAUCUGGAUCAUCAGAAGUGCCUAAAAGAAUCUGGGUGAAUGCCUGCUAUGUACAUUGAUUCAAUAUUUAGGUUGUGCUUCAAGAGAAGAGCGAAGAAUUCAUUUUCUUCUUGCCGCCAAAGUUGCAAUAGAAAUUGCUUAUGUUUAUUAAAAAUAUUAUGUGUAUUUGAAAAGAUGUAUUUUUGGUUGAAUAUGAAGUUUUGAAUAGGCCAAUGAGUACUCUCCUCAUCGAGGCAUUCUAUGGAGGCUCCCACAGACAGCUGGUAGAGCUGCUCCAAGAGGAAUUAGAAGACUGUGUCCUUUACACCCUUCCUGCGAAGAAAUGGCAUUGGAGAGCUCGAACCUCAGCUUUGUACUUCUCACAGAGUAUCCCCACCAGUGAGCAUUACAGGAUACUCUUUACAAGCUCAGUGCUUAACCUGACGGAACUGGCUGCUCUUCGGCCUGACCUGGGGAAAUUGAAAAAGAUUCUUUACUUCCAUGAAAAUCAAUUGGUAUAUCCUGUCAAGAAAUAUCAGGAGAGGGAUUUUCAAUAUGGAUACAACCAAAUUCUCUCAUGCUUAGUGGCUGAUGUGAUAGUAUUCAACUCAGUUUUUAAUAUGGAGUCAUUUCUGACUUCCAUUGGAAAAUUUAUGAAGCUAAUUCCUGAUCACAGACCUAAAAACCUGGAAAGCAUCAUCAGACCCAAGUGCCAAGUCAUUUACUUUCCCAUCAAGUUUCCUGAUGUGAGUAGAUUCAUGCCCAAGCACAAAAUAGCCCAUUUAAAGAAAAUGCUCAGCGGCAAUGGCUAUGGCGGUACUUCUCUAUCUCCAAUGCUUCCUACCCAAGCAGAGGGGAGAGAUGCUGAGAAUGUACUGGAAAAUUUGAAAUCUGAGUAUGAUGUACACUCUGGUCUCGAUACUGCACAAGAAAACCUGAACAACUCAUCAAGACAGCAAUCAGACUUGAAAAAUUCCAGCUCAUCAAAUAAUUCAAGCUUUCAUCUUGGGAAUGAAGAAAAUAUAACUUUUGAUCCCUGCAACCUUUUGUGUGGAGUUGAUGAUCAGCAAAAACCCUUGCACAUCAUAUGGCCUCAUAGGUGGGAGCAUGACAAAGAUCCAGAGAGCUUUUUUAAGGUAUUAAUGCAUCUAAAGGCCUUAGGACUCAAUUUCCAGGUCUCUGUUCUUGGAGAAACCUUUACAGAUAUCCCAGAUAUAUUUUCAGAGGCCAAAAAGGCAUUGGGAUCUUCGGUCUUACACUGGGGCUACUUACCCUGCAAAGAUGACUAUUUCCAAGUUCUGUGCAUGGCUGAUGUUGUCAUCUCAACAGCUAAGCAUGAAUUCUUUGGAGUGGCAAUGUUGGAAGCUGUAUACUGUGGUUGUUACCCACUCUGUCCCAAAGAUUUGGUUUAUCCUGAAAUAUUUCCAGCUGAAUAUCUGUAUUCUACACCUGAACAGCUUUCAAAAAGGCUCCAGAAUUUCUGCAAGAGACCAGAUAUUAUAAGAAAACAUCUUUAUAAGGGUGAAGUGGCUCCGUUUUCUUGGGCAGCACUACAUGGUAAAUUCAGGUCUCUGCUCACAGCAGAACCUAGGGAAGAUUUGUGACAGAUGGGGCUAAGUCACAAACUUGCAGCCUAAGGCAGAAUCUGAAGAACUUUCCAGAGUGUGCCCAUAUUUACCUGAUCAGAGAGAAAAGAAAAUCUGCAGAGGAAGCUGAGCCUGGCUGCUUGUCAUAGCUGACACAGAGCCAUCUGCCACAAACCUGUGGCGGCUUCAGAUCUCCAAUCCCUGCCACCACCCCAACUCAAAUUAAAUACAGAUUCCUAGAGACGUUAUGAUGGUUACACAUGUCCUCGGCAUCACAUGUAGGAGACUGUUCAAAAAAAAAAAAUGUGGCCUGUUGUAUAACCGCACUCAUGUAUCCCAUAUGUGGUGCCACAUUGAAUUUCCGGUUGAAACCGUUUUUAUCCUUUGUACUGGAUGACAUGGUGCCUGAAUUCUUUCUUUUUGCCGACAUGAUGGCAGCCAAACUGCAGCUUCAAACACUCACACUUGGCUGAGUUUCUACCUGGAUUGCCAGGUUAUCACUGGGUCCUUCUUGUGUCCUCAAAGGGCCACAGGGCCUAAAAGGAGGAGCAGAAUGCUCCCAGACUAAUUGGGCAGCCAUCUCAAAGCUGCUUACAGGCAAAGGGCUGCUUUAGCACUUUUCUUUUAGCAAAUUAAUGACUCUCUGGCACAGGAGUUUUUAAGUGAAGGUAUUAAUAAGGGGUCUGGCAGGUAUUCCCAUGAUUCACAGAGUUUCAUUUGCAUUUAAUUAAUCUUAGAAAAAGUUGCAAGAUAAACAGCUGUAAUUCGGACAAACAUAGCAGAUACAGUGACUGAAGCGCCUCAUCCAUAAAAUGAACACUGAGUUACUUCUUUUAAUUUUUUUCCAGGAGUAAAAAUAGAGAAAUCAAAAUAACUUCUAACAAAACCCAUAAUUUGGUACAAAUAUUCUUCAAAAAUAUUUGCAUCUAACUACAAAUACCAUCUUUUCAAGAUAAAUCACUUAUGAUUCAAGUAGUCAAGCUGCUCUAUUUGUUGAUGUAAAAAUGUUUUGAAUGGCUAGAUUGUAAAAUAAAUUUUUAAUAAAGUACCCACUGCAAUUUUUAA
Molecule: messenger RNA, 2891 nt
Organism: Nannospalax galili (Upper Galilee mountains blind mole rat)
Lineage: Eukaryota; Metazoa; Chordata; Mammalia; Rodentia; Spalacidae
Gene: Qtman
Product: glycosyltransferase like domain containing 1
Exons: 14
Coding region: 474-1844 (456 amino acids)
Molecular function (GO): glycosyltransferase activity
Source: RefSeq, a predicted model, not a curated record